Molecule: messenger RNA, 2109 nt
Organism: Carcharodon carcharias (great white shark)
Lineage: Eukaryota; Metazoa; Chordata; Chondrichthyes; Lamniformes; Lamnidae
Gene: zfyve27
Product: zinc finger, FYVE domain containing 27
Exons: 11
Coding region: 338-1657 (439 amino acids)
Biological process (GO): endoplasmic reticulum tubular network formation; neurotrophin TRK receptor signaling pathway; protein localization to plasma membrane
Cellular component (GO): growth cone membrane; endoplasmic reticulum tubular network
Molecular function (GO): metal ion binding
Source: RefSeq, a predicted model, not a curated record
GCUCUACCAACACACGGCAACAGUCUGGGCGCCGGCAUCGAGGCAACGGCGGAGGGAGCGAGCGAACGAACGAACGAACGAACGAACGAGGACUUACCGGAGCGUCCGAGAGCAGCAUGGCCGCCCCCGAGCCCGUCUCCUAGCAACGCCGUGACCCCUCAGUGACCCCCAGUCCACCCCUCCCAACCCCCAGUCCACCAGCUUAGUAUUGUGUUCACAGAGCAGGGCUUUGGUACCAUUGCAGCAUUCAGACCAAUAUUUUCUUUGAAAUAAUUCUAUUAUAUAUAUAUAUAUAUAUAGAUAUUUAUGUAUUUAAAUAGAUAAUAUAUUUGCAGCUAUGCAGCCUGCUUUGGGCACUUUUCCUACCUGGGAGGCUGCUGGAGCAGCAGAGAGUGGGGGAGAGAGGAGGAACUCUGCUGGGAGCCCCACUACCACCACCAGCCCUGUCACCUGCACCAGCAGCUCCCCUCUCAGUGCCAGCAGCCCCCUCCCCGAGCCAGAGGCCAACCCCACAGCAGAGCUCAGGGCCAGACCCAAGCCCCCUCAGACCUUCGACCUCCUGAGCCUGGUGGUGGCUUUCAAGAGACUGGAGCUCUUUGCAGAGCCGCUGUACGACUUCUGGGAGAUGGUGAAGUAUUUAAUCAGGUGGAAAGCACCCAAAUGCUCCAUGUUGUGCUGUGUCACACUCAACGUGUUAUUCCUGACACUCAGUGAAGCUGGCUGGUUCAUCCUGUUUGCAGUAUUUAUCUCUACCCCUGCUUUACUGGGGUAUUUGCAGGAUUGCUGCCAGGAGCAGCUCACUGAGCAGGCCCUUGUGAGACGGAAAAGUCACAGUGUCCGGAGAGAGGAUCUUCAGAAGGUCAAAAUCACCAGACAGGAAGCUCUGGUAGAAAUCAAAACUUUUUUAGUUCACUUGGAUGAGAUGCUGAAUAAGACCUGCAACAGUUGCGAGGCUGCAUAUCGAGUCCUGUACUGGGAGGAUCAUUCGCUGUCUGUCCUGUUUUACGGGAGCCUGUUGGGAACACUUUCCGUCUUUUACCUGCUCCCACUCUGUUGGGUCAUGGUUCUCCUGAACAGCGUGUUAUUUCUGGGAAAUGCUGAUUUUUACAGGGUUACUACUGAUUACAAGGGAGCUUUACUGCAGAAUUUUAGAUCAAACACUGAGAUUGAAGCGGAGGUGGCUGCAGUGUCAGAUUCGGAAGGAGGUUUAAACCAGGACAUAACUCCAACUGCAAGUACCCCAGAGGAAGUAACCCCGGGAAACCUGGAGGAGCCUGAGGAGCCGGAGGCAGAAGAUGAAUUCAAAGAUGCAAUAGAGGAGGAUGACGAUGGUCCCCAGUGCGGUGGGGAUUACGAUCUGACCAUGCAGGACAAUGGAUUUUUUAAUAAAAACGAGCCCAUCAGGAGCAAAGUUUCGAAGCUGACUGAGAAACUGCGGAAACGUUAUCCCACCAACAACUAUGGAAAUUGUAACAGCUGCAGUGCCACGUUUUCAGUCCUGAAGAAGCGACGUAACUGCAGCAACUGUGGCAACAGCUAUUGUUCGAGAUGCUGUUCAUUUAAAGUUCCCAAAUCGUCAAUGGGAGCAACUGCACCAGAUGCCCAACGGGAGACUGUCUUUGUGUGCGCUCAAUGCCAUUACAUCUUGAGCAAAUAGGACGAGGCAUUCAUUCUUUCUUUUCCCCCUCCCCUUUUAAAUGUAAAUUUUAUUUUUACAUUUUAAAUAAAAUGUACUGUAUCUGAAAACUGGAGAGGACAGAGAUAGACAUGAGAGAUCUGUGCUUGCUAAUGGGCUCCUCUGUAUUAAGGGAUUAGGGCUACAAUCUAGCUAUGAAAGGAAAGCUUUCUGGUAUCAAUGUUCAUUUGUCAUAUAAAAUAAUAUAUAAUAUAUAUAUAUAUAUAUAUGUAUCCUCACCUCUAAAUACUGCCUUCUACUGUAUAUAUUGUCAGAUUAGACCUUUUGUUUUGUAUAGAGUGCGAUGUCAAACACUAUUUAAAGAGCUAGUAAAGCUCUCCGAGUCCUCAUAAACCAUGUUUCUUAAGAUUGUAUUUUAUGCUUUCCCUUUAGUUUGAUAUCUGUGGUGCAAGUCUAAUACUUUCUCAAUAAAA